UUAAAACUACAUUGACACCUUUAGAAUUGAAAAGCUUAUGGGAAUAUAAUCGGCGUAACCAUUUCAUCUGAAAAUAUUACUUUUUAUACAAGUUUUUGUGUAUCCAUCUUAUUACAAGUGCCCUGUGAUUUUCCGUGUCGCAGUAAGCAAAAUUUAGCCUUAUUGGUUUGGGCAAAAAGACAGAAAUUUGAAAUGGCCGACCCGGAGCUUAAGAAAAGUAAAGUAUCGAUGAUGGCUAUGAAGAGUCAGUCGCAUACACGAUCGCAUGCAGCAUUCGGUUCUAAAUCAAUGAGUAGAAUGAAAAUGAGGAAGGGAUCUUUUGGUUUCGCCAGUGUGCCCGGAAUCAGACCUGUGGAAAGAACUUCUCAGCUGGCCAUAGAGUUUAAGCGUCCACCGUUACUAUUCCUGAACACGUACCAAUUAGAUCCGCACCCGGAUGGUAUAUUUAAUGUUCCAAAAGUUAGAAAAAUUACAGAAGAAACAUUAAAUGAAAACUUCACUGGUCAUCGCUACAAUAUGCAGGAAUCACCAGCGGUCGCAUUGAAAAUAGCAGGUGAAGUAAUGCGUAAAGUCAAAGCUUUGCAAUUUAAUCGAUACAGAAUAUGUACUGUCGUCACUAUUGGACAAAAGCGAGCUCAAAGCUACAAUAACGCAGUGUCGUUCCUGUGGGACCACGAAAGGGAUAAUUACUUCGAUGCUCAGAGAGAAGAGAGUACUGCGUUCAUACAAGUUACCACGUUCGGGGUUUAUCUUGAUUAGUUCCAUAAUAGUUUGCUAUGUAGUAUUUUUAGUAUAUUAUUAAUCUAUUAAUCUAUAUAUAUAAAAAUGAAUUGCUGUUCGUUAGUCUCGCUAAACUCGAGAACGGCUGAACCGAUUCGACUAAUUUUGGUCUUGAAUUAUUUGUCGAAGUCCAGAGAAGGUUUAAAAGGUAGCUAAAUAUGAAAAGGCUCGGAAUUAAAUAAAAAUGGCAAUUUUUUUCUUUUGAUGUGUCCUCCGUCGGACGAUUUCCUUUUGUUUGUUUUAUGUUUAUUUUAUACAAAAGCUUAGGUCUUUUAUUUACCGAUUGAGGCGCUAAAAAGUCUGCCGGAUAGUACGAAAUAAAUAAAUUAUUCCAGGGGCUAUUAUUAUUGCUAUCGAGUCGUUUUCGUUGUAGAUAAACGUUUGGUGUUUGUCUUACUUGUUUUUGCACUUGUAACGCAGCUCUAUAUGUUAGCAAACAAAUAAAAUUGAUGUAUUUUUCUAAUAUCAAUAUAAUAACUAUUAGAUGCUUAUGAAAAUA
Molecule: messenger RNA, 1279 nt
Organism: Bombyx mori (domestic silkworm)
Lineage: Eukaryota; Metazoa; Arthropoda; Insecta; Lepidoptera; Bombycidae
Product: dynein light chain Tctex-type protein 2B
Exons: 3
Coding region: 193-759 (188 amino acids)
Biological process (GO): microtubule-based movement
Cellular component (GO): cytoplasmic dynein complex; cytoplasm
Molecular function (GO): dynein intermediate chain binding
Source: RefSeq, a predicted model, not a curated record